CUUCGACAACCAGCCAAUCACAACCAAAUGCUUGUGCAUCUGUUGAAUUUCGGCAAGUCUCUCGUAUUUUCUGUCGCAUCAUUAUGGAUUAUGGAUUGGAUUAGUCUUUCUGGUGGUGGGUAUCCUUAAUUCCCUGAUCUCGUGAACCUAUUCGUCCCAGACCUGUCUUUCUUUUCCAGGCCUCUUCGAGCAUACGGUUCCCGCGGAAGAUCAAGUUGGUGAUGAUGUAGUCCAUACAUAGAUACACUCUCCCACAUCCGCUCCAAAAUUGGUAAAUGUUGGAGCAACCAACCCGUCGGAGGUCAGUUCUCGACUCUGUCUUGUUGGCAACAAGACAAGUACGGGCUUACUCCUUCGUGUCUCCCUGAGUGCGGCGGCACGUACAUUGGUAGCCCUUGGUCACCGCGAGUCCAUCCUCCACCGAGUACUCGUUGGUCUUUUCCUUCUCAACUAAGUCAAAUUGGGUAUGUGCACAAGCUUUUUCCGAAUUUGAUCCAUGAUAUUGCCAUCAACCGAGUGAUAGCCACCGCCUUCCGACACCAUGUUGGUUUUCUCGGACCAGUAAUCAAUCUCAAACUUAAACUCUGUAAGGAAAUCAAGCUACCAUGUUUGCUUGCCCGGUUGUCUCUUUUGAGAUUGGAAGUGCAAGGAAACCAAACCACGGUAUUUGCUUUCGACAUUGGAAGUGACUUACCGCCUUCCGACACCAUGUUGGUUUUCUUUUGACAUUGGAAGUGAUUUACCGCCUGAUUAUCCGUCACGAUGGUGAAGGGAAGGGUAUGCUAACCGCUACGAUUUGCAUCUUCUACAGUGUACUACAAUAUUCAGAAUUUUCUUCACAAUGACCAGACAUGCCGACAUUUAGCGCCACACCCACUCGUUUCCUGAGUCUGAGGAAUCAUUUCAAAAUUUUUGGUGCUGCCGCCGCAAGUACUUCAAAAUUUUUCACGAGCUUUUCGGGGAAUUCCGCUUCUGCCAUAGCCCACCAUGUUAAGAAUGGACGUGAGCUUUUUGACAGAAUUCCGUCCUCCGAUGUUUAUUUAUCCACAAAGAUGAUAGCUUCGUACAUAGAAAACUUCAGACUAGAUGAAGCACUCAAACUGUUCUACGAAAUUCCGGUGAAAGACUUGGUCAUGUGGAAUUUGAUGAUCAAAGGGUGUUUUCAAUGCGGGAACCUGGACAUGGGUCAGAAGAUGUUCGACGAAAUGCCUGAAAGAAAUGUCAUUUCUUGGACAACCAUGGUCGAUGCAUUCUUGAAGAAUGGGAUGGUGGAAGAAGCCCAAGGUUUGUUCUGGAAGAUGCCGGUGAGGGACUCAGCGGCAUGGAAUGCGAUGAUUCAUGGGUUCUGUGUAAAUGGUAGAGUUGGAGAGGCAACCAGGUUCUUUGAGAUGAUGCCUGAUAAAAAUGCCAUUUCUUGGACGACGAUGAUCAGCGGGCUUGAUCAGCUUGGAAGGAGCGCCGAGGCUUUGUCCAACUUCAGGAAGAUGGUCGGGAUCGGGUUUAAGCCUAGCCCAAGGACUUUCUCUUGUGCCAUAACCGCCUGUGCAAAUGUUGGCGAUCGAUGCCUCGGUAGUCAAGUUCAUGGCUAUAUGAUGAAGCUUGGCUGCGUGUUCGACACAUAUGUAGCGGCCUCACUAAUCACUUUCUAUGCAAGCUGCAAACAGAUUGAGGAGUUUGUGAAGGCUUUCAAUGAGAGGUUGCAUCCAAAUGUGGUGGUGUGGACAUCGCUUUUAACAGGAUAUGGUGCUAAUGGUAAGCAUGAGGCUGCAUUGACAGUUUUUCGGGACAUGAUUAGAUUUGGAGUUGUUCCAAAUCAAUCAUCUUUCACCAGUGCCUUGAAUUCAAGCCGGGAGAUGGGAGCUGUUGAUUGGGGGAAAGGGAUUCAUGGCACAGCCAUUAAACAGGGAACGGAAACUGAUGUUUUUGUGGGUAAUUCCCUUGUUGUGCUGUAUACAAAAUGUGGAAAUAUUUUGGAAGGAAUAGCAGCGUUCGAGGAAAUAGCAGGCAAGAACGUUGUUUCCUGGAACGCGAUCAUUGUUGGAUGCGGACAGCAUGGUUGCGGUGAGUGGGCAAUGGGAUUCUUUGCGCAAAUGGCUAAGGCGGGAUGCGAACCUGAUGAAAUCACCUUCACAGGAUUGCUCAACUGCUGCAGUCAUUCUGGAAUGUUGCAGAAGGGAAAACGCAUCUUUGAAAGCUUACACAGAUACACAGCCAUUGGGGUGAAGAUCGAACACUAUGCCUGCAUGGUUGACAUCCUCUGCAGAAGUGGAAAGUUGGAUGAAGCGGAGGGUUUGGUUCAAAAGAUGACUAUGGAACCAAAUAUAUCUGUCUGGCUUGCAUUGCUAGGUGGAUGCAGAGCACAGUCCAACGUUGAAAUCGCUGAACGUGCUGCCAGAAACAUCUACAACAUAGAUCCACACUGCUGUGCAGCUUAUGUGCUAAUGUCUAACAUAUAUGCCCUUGCUGGUCGAUGGAUGGACGCUGCAAAGACCCGUAGACAUAUGAAGAAGUUAGGCACUAUUAAAGAACCCGGCCGCAGUUGGAUUACCUUAAAGGGUGUCCAGCACUCUUUUGUUUCCUGUGACAAGUCUCAUCCCUUAUGCGACGAAAUAUAUAGGAAGCUAGGAUGGUUGGGGGAAAAGUUAAAGGAGUAUGGCCAUGUACCUGAUCAUAGAUAUGCCCUGCACGAUGUGGAAGACGAGCAUAAGGCACAGAUCUUAUCAUAUCACAGUGAGAGGCUGGCUGUAUGUUUCGCACUGAUUAGUACUGCAGAGGGCAGUGCUAUAACGGUUAUGAAGAAUCUGCGUACAUGCGAGGAUUGUCACUCUGCCAUUAAGAUUAUAGCCAAGAUUGUUGGGCGCAAAAUAGUGAUAAGAGAUUCCAGCAGGUUUCAUCACUUCAGGGAUGGUUUUUGCUCCUGCAAGGACUAUUGGUAGAUAGGACACAGAAAAUGCUUCCAUCCUUUCUAUUUUAGAUUAACUCCUAGAUUUUAUUUUUUUUAAUUUGAGCCUACUGAGUGUUUUAAACAGCUCACAAAAAACCUUGAUUGUUUAACCACGCAACAUAAAGUGAAUCUGAUACAAACAACAUUUCAUGACAUGUAAUUGCAGCACAUAAAAUGUUGUACCAAGAAGUCAUUUAAACGUGUGUUAAAUUUGGUCAAAUCAUUUA
Molecule: messenger RNA, 3171 nt
Organism: Andrographis paniculata
Lineage: Eukaryota; Viridiplantae; Streptophyta; Magnoliopsida; Lamiales; Acanthaceae
Product: pentatricopeptide repeat-containing protein At5g46460, mitochondrial
Exons: 2
Coding region: 852-2936 (694 amino acids)
Biological process (GO): RNA modification
Molecular function (GO): protein binding; zinc ion binding; RNA binding
Source: RefSeq, a predicted model, not a curated record